Molecule: messenger RNA, 567 nt
Organism: Desarmillaria tabescens
Lineage: Eukaryota; Fungi; Basidiomycota; Agaricomycetes; Agaricales; Physalacriaceae
Exons: 7
Coding region: 10-558 (182 amino acids)
Source: RefSeq, a predicted model, not a curated record
UCCACCACCAUGCACUUCUCUCUCGCUUUUCUCCUUUCUGGCUUCGCCCUCAUCAGCCCUGUGUUGUCAGAGGUCUGCGAAGGGCAGGUCACGCUCAGCGAGACCUAUAUUGGCGUGGACAAGAACGUCAAGGUCGAGACUGUAUCAUGCCCCGAGGCGGCUCUCGCUAGGCGUGGCGACUUGUUUUCCCGCCAAGCGUCGAAUGUCACGAAUGUCUGUGGAGCACAGUGCGACACGUUCUGCUUCACUCCCAGUGGGGGUGGCCCAGAUCCUAAUGAGUGUCAUGUAAUUGCUGAUGCGCUUCGCUACGACAGUCAAAACACUGGGAGCACUUUCGACAUUGCUAACGGCACUACCGGCAACAUUGUCGUCAUGACUUAUAACACCUGCGAAUCCUUCUUUGUCAAUCAAUUCAAUAGUACUCUGCAGUACUGUCGUACUGACUGGGCAUCUGUCCUUGACUGGGUAGCUCCGAACUGCCAGUCCACCCAGAAUGCGCAUGGUGGAGACUGCAUUGCUAGCGACCAAAGGUGGUUUAUCCAGGUCCAGCAUUCAUGAAACAGUCAG